Boeremia exigua is the source of this 878-nucleotide messenger RNA. RefSeq lists its product as uncharacterized. The transcript has a single exon. Lineage: Eukaryota; Fungi; Ascomycota; Dothideomycetes; Pleosporales; Didymellaceae. The coding region runs from base 211 to 837 and encodes 208 amino acids. The record is from RefSeq and is a predicted model, not a curated record.
CACGUCACGUUGUUGACAAUCUUAUGCGCGUCUUAAGAUCCCUAUCCCUGUUCUUAGCUGUUACAUCCUGUAACAGUGUUGUCAAAAAGUUUCGCCCCGCACCUGGCCCGUGGUAAUGUGCAAGCUUCACUUUGUAUGUAUAAAGGCCCAACGUAGCUUCGCAGCCAAGCACAGAACGUUGCACAGAAAGGUGUCACAUCGGGCUGAGACAUGGUGUCGGCGCGGCGUACACGGUCGCAAAUCGGAGCAAAAGGACGAACUCUUCGAUCUUGCAGAUUGGUCAAACUCUCAACAAGCAGCCGUGAGCCAGCAUCCGGCGUGCCACCCCCUGUAUGGGAUCCACCCACCUCGAGCGGACGCGUCCAGCGCGGCAUACACACAAACAGCAAGUCACAACCUCUAAGAGAACGUAACAUUGUUGAAGAUUGGCAAACCCUUGCUGCAUGCACCGCAUGCCGGCACUGCCUGGGUAUGUACCAGCCCCGGCGUACAGGAAAGAUCAGCGUCGGGGUAAUAGGUAAUACCGGCGCGGCGUGCAUUGCUUCAGAUCAGAGCUCGAGGACAAACUCUCUGCUCGUAGAUUGGUCAAGCUUUGAAAAUGAACCCGAGAAACAAGUGUCGGAGGGUCACCCAUCUUGUACUGUGGCCGUUGGGCCUCCAAGGUUUCAGCAUGUUCGGUGGGUGGAGCAAGGUAUCGACCUGACAACGUUCAAUAGACUCGGCGGCUACGGGCCGGCUACAAUUGCUGUAAAUAAACACACGCACUGGCCGUUAUACCCGGCGCCACGGGUUGACGUGUCGUCUAUGCAGGCAUCGGGUCGAUCUUUCAGGGAUUAAGGAAGAACUCCGGAGGUGAAGACCCACACACGCCUUUAACA